Scomber japonicus (chub mackerel) is the source of this 621-nucleotide messenger RNA. Its product is annotated as THAP domain-containing protein 6-like. The transcript has 4 exons. Bases 1 to 621 code for a protein of 206 amino acids. The record is from RefSeq and is a predicted model, not a curated record. NCBI's taxonomy places the organism in Eukaryota, Metazoa, Chordata, Actinopteri, Scombriformes, Scombridae.
AUGCCUCACUCAUGUUCUGCUUGGAACUGUACAAACCGUGCUACCAUCCAAACCAGAUCCAAGGGAAUAACCUUUCACAGGUUUCCUAAAGAUGCAGAGCAGAGAAAGCAGUGGCAAACAGCUGUGAGAAGAGAAGAGUUUAGUGCUGGCUCGUCCUCCAUGCUCUGCAGUGAACAUUUCAGAGCAGAUGACUUUGACAGAACUGGACAGACAGUCAGGAUCAGAGAUGGAACUGUUCCUUCUCUCUUCUGUUUCCCAGCUCAUCUCACAAAGCUUGUGGUUGCCAGGACAACUCAGACCUCAAAGAAAGCUCAACAGAGCCUGUCAGUAGACUGUUCUCAGCUUGUCCAAGAGGCUGAACCCCUGCCUGUGCCCAAUGUUGAUCACUCCUAUGCACUGCCUUCAUCACCUGACGAUCUGAGGGCCAGACUCAGUGAAGCCUUGGCCAGAGUGGAGAGUCUGGAAAGAGAGAGGAGGAAUGCAAUGGACAGAGAAAGGAGGGCAAAGAAUGCUGUGUGUGGUCUUCUGGAGGAUCUAAGAGUAAAGAAACUCAUAAAUGAAGAGCUGAAAGAGAGGCUGGAUUCAUACUCUGGUACAGCACAGGGUGGCAGCACAGGAUGA